Ziziphus jujuba (common jujube) is the source of this 1299-nucleotide messenger RNA. RefSeq lists its product as uncharacterized. Gene Ontology annotation, molecular function: protein binding. The transcript has 4 exons. NCBI's taxonomy places the organism in Eukaryota, Viridiplantae, Streptophyta, Magnoliopsida, Rosales, Rhamnaceae. Gene Ontology annotation, cellular component: chloroplast thylakoid membrane. The coding region runs from base 88 to 1131 and encodes 347 amino acids. The record is from RefSeq and is a predicted model, not a curated record.
CAACUGUCUUUUCAGCGGGAAACCCUUUCUCUCACUCCAGACUCUCUAUUUCUCUCUCUUCCUUUGCUAUCUCUAAUCCUCGGCGUCAUGGCCGUGGUUCUUGGAAAUUUAGCUCUUUUACUCGAUGUGACCUCAACUCGAACCAUUUUUCCGGACCGGAAAAUACGACCGGGGAUUCUCGACGCCGUUUUGAAUCUUAACCCACCAAAGAGAGAGGCACAGAUUCAGAACGCCUUUAUCGCCGCCAAGGUGUUUGACUCAGAGGGCGAGGGUCGCAGUCAGCGAGUAGUGGUGGCGCGUGGAAAAUCGAAUUCGAAGAUGAACGGUGUGGAUUUCGAUGCUGGAUCGAGCGACGAAGAAGGGAAUGGGUUUGAUGAGGGGGAUGAGGAAGAGUUCGACUGGGAGAAGGAAAUGCGGAGGAGAGUGAAGGAGAUUGAGGAGAGGAGGGAGUUGGAGAAGAAAGCCGAAGAGUUGCAGAGCGAGAUGGAGGAGGAUGGAGAACGCGAUGGCAGAGAAGAGACAGAGGAAGAGAAACGGAUGAGAGUUAGAAAGGAGCUCGAAAAGGUGGCCAAGGAGCAGGCAGAGCGAAGAGCCACAGCGCAGUUGAUGUUUGAUUUGGGUCAGAAGGCAUAUGGGAAGGGAAUGUAUGGUCGGGCAAUUGAGUUUUUAGAAGCAGCACUCACUAUCAUUCCCAGAAGCACAUUGUUCGGCGGUGAGAUACAAAUAUGGCUCGCCAUGGCAUACGAGGCCAACAGUCGACAUAAAGAUUGCAUUGCUCUCUACCAGCAAUUGGAGAAGACACACCCAAGUGUUAGCAUCCGACGGCAAGCUGCUGAUCUUCGCUACAUUUUGCAAGCACCAAAGCUCAAGAUAUCCCAAGAGGAGAUGGUGACAAUACCUUUGAUUGGUAAUAGUUAUGACAGCUAUGCAGCAACAUGGACUGAUAAAUAUAAGGACAAGGAUCAGAGAAGCAGCGUAUCAACAACCAAUCAACUCCCGUCGUCGAGAGACUACUUAGGGGACUUUCUGGUUUGGCGACCUCCUAUUGGAUUGGAGAAAAACCAAGCCUUUUGGAUAGCUUUGACAGUAUGGUUGGGCUUAGUUGGAGCUGCCCUCGUUCUUCAAAGAUGAAGUAUACAUAAAAACAGCAUACUUGUAUUUGUCCAUUUGUGUACGUGCUUAAUUCAAAUAUUUUAUUAUGCUGUUCGUGAACAGUAUUAACUGGUUCUUGUAAUAUAUUGUCAUUAAAUCUUUGAAGUUGGAAGGACAUUGGAAUGCCUUUAGCGUGCUUCUUCAUUA